AUGGAGAUACAGAUGGCUAGGCUUGCUUGUACAGCCCUGAGGCCUACGCGUGGAAUCAGUCUCGAAUAUGAAUCCGACGAUGAGAUCUCAGUCCUUGCCUCGCUUCAGAACCAUACGGAGGUCACCCCCAACUGCGAGGCCAGAAUACAGCCUCGAAUUAGGUGCCUUAUUUGCACUUCCACACGUGCUGGCUCGCCACUGGUACCCGGCGAAUGGCACCGGCCCUCAUCAUCCAACCAGACUGGUCCGCCCAGCGACCGUGGACUGAGCUGGCUUCUCCUCCGGGAUAGCCAUCAACAAAUGCCCGUCAAUGUCAGUUGGCAAUACUCUCAAUCCUUUCCAGAAGAAAACACUAAUUCGAUGUCAGACUAUCACGUAGGUGCAUUUGAAAACCAAGGGCUCUAUCUCUAUCAAACCCUGGAGAGUCGAAAUGGAAAUGGCACAUUCCUAGGCCCUUCUCGACCUCCGCCUCACCCAACAGUGGCAGCGCAUUGUCGGCGCGCGAGGCGUGAGCGGCGACGAAACAAGCGGACGCCGCCCAGCGGAGUCGGAACUCCACCCCGGCCCAGGGACGGAGCCCGAGGAGUCCUUGCAAGACGAGCGAGGGACGUCGCUGCAGAUGCCGAAGAACAAGCUAGGCCCACAAGCACAAUUAGGCUGGCUUGAUUGAACAGAGCGCCAUGCUCCUUUAUUGCUAAAAAAUCAUCCUACGGGUUUCUUAUAUCCCUUGAAUUGUAUCGGAGCUUGUGGACUCUAUUAUGCCCCCAAUUCCUUUUUAUUCGUAUUUUGUUUAAGUGAAAUUGUGAUCUUGUUACCCCAUAAAAACUGCCCGGAGCCAUAAGAGUUCUACCGGACUUCAAUCCAG
Molecule: messenger RNA, 865 nt
Organism: Puccinia graminis f. sp. tritici CRL 75-36-700-3
Lineage: Eukaryota; Fungi; Basidiomycota; Pucciniomycetes; Pucciniales; Pucciniaceae
Exons: 8
Coding region: 1-666 (221 amino acids)
Source: RefSeq, a predicted model, not a curated record